This is a messenger RNA of Aspergillus udagawae, 573 nucleotides long. RefSeq lists its product as uncharacterized. The coding region runs from base 1 to 573 and encodes 190 amino acids. The transcript is spliced from 3 exons. The record is from RefSeq and is a predicted model, not a curated record. Lineage: Eukaryota; Fungi; Ascomycota; Eurotiomycetes; Eurotiales; Aspergillaceae.
AUGGGAAAAUACGGCGCACUAGGUGCAACCUUCCAAGUCGCCCGGAUCGUCCAGGCCUGCUCCCUCAUCGCCGUCAUAGGCCUAACAGCCAACUUCAUCGCGGAGAUCGUCUCCAAGAACGCAACGCCGCCGAGCGUCUUCAUCGGCACAAUCACCGUGACUUGCAUAGCCGUCAUCUACUGCGUCAUCUCCUUCAUCCUUCUUCUGGAUGACAUUCUCCCGUUCCUCGCGAGCGCCAUCAUGGACGCACUGGUGCUUGUCGCCGUCAUCGUCGUGGCGGUUAUCAUCGGAAAACCACUCUCGUACCUCGAGUGCGAUGUGAUCGGGGAUCUGACGGGUGAUGGAUCGUCUGCGUAUGCAUUUGCCACGAGUCUUGAUAACUAUCUGGACCAUCUGGGCGGGAAGGUCGAUUACAAGAACUGGAUUGCGGCAUCUAGGGGCGUCUGUCUGGAGGCGAAGUCGAUCUGGGGGUUGAGCAUUGCUUUGUGUAUUUUGUUCUUCUUUUCGGCGGUCUGCUGCGUCUGUCUCUGGCGGCAGAAGAAGGCCACCGGUGGUGAGAAACUGGAUGGAUGA